Didymodactylos carnosus is the source of this 243-nucleotide messenger RNA. The record is from the annotation of a GenBank genome assembly. NCBI's taxonomy places the organism in Eukaryota, Metazoa, Rotifera, Eurotatoria, Philodinida, Philodinidae.
AAAGAGGCACAGGCUCAAAUUAAUGCUCAAGUGGAAGGCAUUACAGAUCAAGUUCAACACUUAGGUGCUGAAGAUGCAGCUCGUCAUUUACAAUCAACAACAACAACGGUUAUUACAUCACAAGCGACAUCGGAUAGUGAACACCAUGCCGAAGCUGUACCACAGCAUGUAGCUGGUAGUACAACGACAGUAGAACGACAUUCAAGCAGCACCACUCAUGAAGGAACAGAACACAAGCAUUAA